Molecule: messenger RNA, 6341 nt
Organism: Stegastes partitus (bicolor damselfish)
Lineage: Eukaryota; Metazoa; Chordata; Actinopteri; Pomacentridae
Gene: cdc42bpb
Product: CDC42 binding protein kinase beta (DMPK-like)
Exons: 38
Coding region: 525-5669 (1714 amino acids)
Biological process (GO): peptidyl-threonine phosphorylation; actomyosin structure organization
Cellular component (GO): cytoskeleton; cytoplasm
Molecular function (GO): ATP binding; protein serine/threonine kinase activity
Source: RefSeq, a predicted model, not a curated record
CUGAUCAGCCACACCGGCAGCUCCCUCAAACUCACCAAAAACCGCCUCUAAUCCCCCGGCGCGCUCCCUCCCGGUGCUGACGGACAUUUUGAGUCCAGCCCAGUCGGUCCCGGAGCUCCUGGACCUCUUACCGGGCUGAUACACCGACCGGAGGACAUGGAGCAGCGACGGCCAACCUGAGAGUCGACGGUCUGCGCGACGUCCCGAUUUCUGAGAGGAAAGUCCAGAUUUACCGGAUUAAAGCCGAUGCGGAGGGCGGACAGACGCGGGCCUGCAGGCUGUUCGGUUCACGACACGACGGAGCGACGGUAACCGGCGGAGACUCAGCGACUCACCGACACCCAGGCGGCUCAAAAUGUCGGGAAUGUUUUCCCGGAGCUAACGAGCUAGCUGCUGCUGCUAGCAGGCUGAGCUCAGUGCGACUCGGCAGGAAGCGGAGCCUCGGCGGCGGCUUACACUCGGACUGAGCGGCGGGCUGUGGUGGGUGUUUCAGCGGGAGCGGCAGGUCAUCGUCCUGGGUCACGAUGUCGGCUCAGGUCCGCCUGAAGCGGCUGGAGGAGCUGCUGCUGGAGCAGAAGGCGGCGGGCUGCCUGAGCAUGGAGACGCUGCUCGACCUGCUGCUCUGCUUCUACACAGAGUGCUCCAACUGCCCGCUGAAGAGGGAGAAGCACAUCUCAGAGUUCCUCGAGUGGGUGAAACCGUUCACCACGACAGUAAAGGACAUGCGGCUGCACAGAGACGACUUCGAGAUGCUGAAGGUGAUCGGACGAGGAGCUUUUGGAGAGGUUGCCGUGGUGAAGAUGAAACACACAGAGAGAGUUUACGCCAUGAAGAUCCUCAAUAAGUGGGAGAUGCUAAAGAGAGCUGAGACGGCAUGCUUCCGUGAAGAACGUGACGUCCUGGUGAAAGGAGACAGUCAGUGGAUCACAACGUUGCACUAUGCCUUCCAGGACGACAACUACCUGUACCUGGUGAUGGAUUACUACGUGGGCGGGGACCUGCUGACUCUGCUCAGUAAGUUUGAGGACCGCCUUCCUGAAGAUAUGGCCAAGUUCUACGUCGCUGAGAUGGUGCUGGCCAUCCACUCCAUCCACCAGCAGCACUACAUCCACAGAGACAUUAAACCAGACAAUGUCCUGCUGGAUGUCAAUGGUCACAUUCGCCUCGCAGAUUUUGGGUCCUGUCUCCGUAUGAUGGAAGAUGGCACGGUGCAGUCUUCAGUGGCAGUGGGUACUCCAGACUACAUCUCCCCAGAGAUCCUGCAGGCCAUGGAGGAUGGGAUGGGCCGCUACGGACCGGAGUGCGACUGGUGGUCUCUGGGAGUCUGUAUGUACGAGAUGCUGUACGGAGAAACACCGUUUUAUGCCGAGUCACUGGUGGAAACCUAUGGCAAGAUCAUGAACCAUGAGGACCGUUUCCAGUUCCCCUCCCAUGUGACUGAUGUGUCCGAAGAUGCCAAGGAUCUGAUCCAGCGCUUGCUUUGCUCGAGGGAACGUCGGCUCGGUUUGAACGGGAUCUCAGACUUCAAGAGCCACCCGUUCUUUAGUGGGAUCGACUGGGAAAACAUCCGGUCUGCAGAGGCCCCCUACAUCCCAGAUGUGUCAUCACCCACCGACACCUCCAACUUUGAUGUGGACGAUGAUGUCCUAAAGAACCCAGACAUCGGACCUCCAGUGUCUCACACUGGGUUCACUGGUCAGCACCUCCCCUUUGUCGGCUUCACCUUCACCACCGACAGCUGCUUCUCUGACUGCAACUCUGUCAGCCGAGCAGGGCUGGGAGUCCGGCAGGAGGUGGACGGAGAAGGAGGAGGUGAUGGAGGGCAGGACGUGGAGGCGUUCGAGAGGAGGAUCCGCCGACUGGAGCAGGAGAAACAAGAACUGAACCGCAAACUGCAGGAAUCAACUCAGGCUCUGCAGGCUCCGGCUCGAGGAGGAACUCUGACUCGAGACAAAGAGAUCAAGAAGCUAAACGAGGAGAUUGAGCGGCUCAAGAAGAAACUGGCAGACUCUGACAGGCUGGAGCAUCAGCUGGAGGAGGCGGUCACACUGAGACAGGACUACGAGAGCUCCGCCUCCAAACUGAAGACUCUGGAGAAGCAGGUGAAGACCCUGAGGCAGGAGAAGGAUGAUGUCCACAAGCAGCUGGCGGACUCUCUGGAGCGUCUGAGGAGUCAGACGAAGGAGCUGAAGGAGGCGCACUCUCAGAGGAAGCUGGCCCUGCAGGAGUUCUCUGAGCUGUCGGAGAGGAUGGCCGAACUCCGCUCCUCCAAGCAACGUCUGUCACGUCAGCUCCGAGACAAAGAGGAGGAGAUGGACACGCUCCUGCAGAAGAUGGAUGCCAUGAGGCAGGAGAUCCGCAAGACUGAGAAGACCCGCAAGGAGCUGGAGGCUCAGCUGGACGAGGCAAAGGCAGAGGCGUCGAAGGAGAGGAAGCUGAGGGAGCACAGCGAGGUUUACUCCAAACAGCUGGAGACGGAGCUGCAGAGCCUAAAGUCUCAGCAGGGCCGAGGAGCGGCAGCAGGAGGGGCAGAGUCUCAGCAGGAGCUGUCCCGUGUGAAGGCAGAACUUGAUAAAAAGGUCCUGUUCUACGAGGAGGAGCUGCUGAGGAGGGACUCAGCCCACUCCUCUGAGAUGAAGAACCUCCGCAAAGACCUGCAGGAGUCCGAGGGGGCGCAGCUCGCUGCCAACAAGGAGCUGCUGCAGCUCCGAGACAAGCUGGACAAGGCCAAGAAGGACAGGCAGACAGAGAUGGAUGAAUCUGUUGCUGCUCUGAAGGAGAAACAUGAAAGAGAGAAAAACCUGCUGACAGAAGAAAACCGCAAACUGACAGCAGAGACAGACAGGUUGUGCACGUUUGUGGACAACCUGACAGCUCAGAAUCGGCAGCUGGAGGACGACCUCCAGGAUCUGUCGUCUAAGAAGGAGAGCGUGGCUCACUGGGAGGCUCAGAUCGCAGAGAUCAUCCAGUGGGUCAGCGACGAGAAGGACGCUCGAGGCUACCUGCAGGCUCUGGCCACUAAGAUGACGGAGGAGCUGGAAACUCUGCGAAGCUCCAGCCUGGGAACCAGACCUCUGCCUGAGUCAGGAGUGGCCACGCCUCCUAAGAAGCCCUGGCCUCCUAUUGGUGGAGACAGGAGGGACCCCCUGUGGAAGGUGCGUCGCAGUCAGAAGGUAGACAUGUCUGCUCGUCUGGAGCUCCAGUCAGCUCUGGAUGCUGAGAUCAGAGCCAAACAGUUGGUUCAGGAGGAGCUGCGCAAAGUCAAGGCUGCCAACAUCAACCUGGAGAGUAAGCUGAAGGAGUCAGAGGAGAGGGGCAGGGACAUGGGAGAGCAGAUGGAGAAUCUGAAAAAGGAGAUGGAGGAGAGCCGUUCGCGUUCCGACAAAGGAUUUAAGCUUCCAGACUUCCAGGACCCCAUCUUUGAGUAUUUCAACACAUCUCCUCUUGCUCCGGACCUCACCUUCAGAACCACAGACAUAGACUCCACCCCCCUGAAAUCAGAGACCACGCCCCCCUCGCCCUCCACCACCUCAGAACACGAGGAAGUUAAAGCAGCGUCAGUCCCAGCUAGCCCAUCCCCCACCUACCAGAGUUCAGCGUUCACCACACCAAAGCCCAAAGCUCACCAGCUGAGCAUUAAGACGUUCUCCAGUCCAACUCAGUGCACACACUGCACUUCUCUGAUGGUGGGGCUCAUCCGGCAAGGAUACGCCUGUGAAGUGUGCUCCUUCAUCUGUCACGUUUCCUGUAAAGACCACGCCCCCCUGGUCUGCCCAAUCCCAGCAGAACAGGCCAAGAGGCCACAGGGCAUCGACGUCCAGAGAGGUAUCGGGACUGCUUACAAGGGCUACGUCAGGAUCCCAAAGCCCAGCGGGGUGAAGAAGGGCUGGCAGCGAGCAUUUGCUGUGGUGUCUGACUGUAAACUGUUCCUCUAUGACAUCCCAGAGGGAAAGUCCACCCAGCCGGGGGUGGUGGCCAGUCUGGUCCUCGACCUCAGAGACGAGGAUUUGUCAGUCAGCUCUGUCUUAGCGUCAGAUGUGAUCCAUGCCACCAGGAAGGACGUCCCCUGCAUCUUUAGGGUAACGUCGUCGCAGCUGAUCUCACAGCUGUCCUCUGUGUCUCUGCUGGUCUUGGCGGAGAGUGAAGUAGAGAAGAGGAAGUGGGUCAGAAUCCUGGAGGGUCUGCAGAGCAUCCUGACCAAGAACCUGCUGAAGAGCCAGCAGGUCCACGUUCUGCACGAGGCUUACGAUGCCUCACUACCCAUCAUCAAGACCACGCUGUCUGCCGCAGUGCUCGAUCGGGAGAGGAUCGCCCUGGGAACAGAAGAUGGGCUGUUUGUGGUCGAAGUCACUAGAGAUGUGAUUGUGCGAGCUGCCGACAGUAAGAAAGUUUAUCAAAUCGAUUUGAUCCCGAAGGAGAAGAUCAUUGCUCUCCUCUGCGGUCGUAACCGUCAUGUUCACCUUCACCCCUGGGGGGUGCUGGAGGGCGCCGAGUCCGCCUUCGAUAUUAAGCUGGCAGAAACCAAAGGCUGCCAGGCUCUGACCACAGGGGUGCUCCGACCUGGAGGCCCUGCGUGCCUACUGGCUGCUGUCAAACGUCAGGUUCAGUGCUAUGAAAUCACUCGGGCAAAGCCCCACCAUAAGAAGCUGUGGGAGGUGCAGGCUCCAGGUACGGUGCAAUGGUUGGGAAUGGUCAGGGAGCGGCUAUGUGUCGGUUACCCCUCUGGCUUCGCUCUGCUGGCUCUGCAGGGGGAGUCGUCCCCCAUCAGUCUGGUGAGCCCAGCCGACCCAUCGCUGGCCUUUCUGGCUCAGCAGCCGCUGGAUGCCCUGCAUGCCCUGGAGGUUGGCUCCAGUGAGCUGCUGCUCUGCUUCAGCCAGCUCGGCAUCUACGUGGACGGACAGGGCCGCCGGUCUCGGACCCAAGAGUUGAUGUGGCCCGCCACGCCGCUCGCAUGCAGCUCUAACUCAUCUCACCUGACGGUCUACAGUGAAUACGGGGUCGAUGUCUUUGAUAUUCACACUACAGAGUGGGUCCAAACCAUCUCCCUCCGCAAGAUCAGACCUCUGAAUGUUGAAGGGACAUUAAACCUGCUGAGCUCAGAACCUCCACGUCUGAUUUACUUCAGCAACACCUCAUCAGAGGGCGACCUCACCAUCCCAGAGACGUCGGACCACAGCAGGAAGCUGAUGGUUCGAACUCGCAGCAAGAGGAAGUUUCUCUUCAAAGUUCCUGAAGAGGAGCGACUUCAGCAGAGGAGGGAGAUGCUAAGGGAUCCAGAGCUGAGGUCCAAGAUGAUUUCUAAUCCGACAAACUUCAACCACGUGGCUCACAUGGGACCAGGAGACGGCAUGCAGGUCCUGAUGGACCUCCCUCUGAGUGUGCUGCCCUCCUCUCAGGACGACUCCAUUAAAGAUAAGCCCCGCCCACUGUCCAGUAUCUCCCGGCAACAGAGGAGCAAGACACACAUAACCCGCACAGCUUCAGAUUUUGGAGGAGGAGCUUCAUCCCGCAGCAUCUGUGAACCAGACCAAGACCUGGACCGAGAGCCGGACUCGGACUCCACUAAGCACUCGACCCCCUCCAACAGCUCCAAUCCCAGCAGCCCCCCGAGCCCCAACUCCCCCCACCGCAGCCAGUUAACUCUAGACGGCCUGGACUCUGAGCCCUGAACUCGCCUUUGCUCACCUGAAGUCCCACCCCCUCACACCUGAGGGUGCACGGGGCCCCUGAAUGAACCAAUCAGGCUGCAGACUGAGAGUUGAGCUUUUACUUUGAGGAUUUUAUUGUAGCGGGGUGAGUCUGAGCUUCCUGCUGCUUUUAUUUUGUUGGAUUUUACCUGCUGGGAAGCCCCGCCCCCCUUGGUUUUAACCCCCUCCCUGCUGACAGCUGCUGUGUGUGACCUUUGACCUUUAUUCUGAUUGGCUCUGUGGGACCAGUCACCUCCUGUUCUUCUUCUGUAUUAAAUAACUUCCAGUUGAGCGUUAGCGGGCUGCUAGCCGCUGAGCUAACUGUGGCUAACUCCUGAUAAAUGGGAGGUCUCACUCUGAUGAAAAAACACUGUAAGAAUUAAUUUUAAAGUUUUGUUAAAGUUGCACAUCAUCAUUGUUGUUGUUGUUGUAGGAGAAAAAUAAUCUUUGAUUUUGUGUCAGUGAUGAUCUUUCCUGUUGCCCCUCCCACCCCCGACCUGACCCCGCCCUCUGCUCAGGUGGAGACAGGCGACGUGGGGAGGGGUCACACCUGAACACUACUGCUUUGUUUCUUCCAGAAUCACCAGUUAAAGAAUCUUUGUAACGAUAAACUGUUAGCAGCCAAAAAAACACAAUAAAUGAACCUGAAGCGAA